Messenger RNA from Penicillium cataractarum, 1830 nucleotides. RefSeq names its product polynucleotide adenylyltransferase. Gene Ontology annotation, cellular component: nucleus. Gene Ontology annotation, molecular function: RNA binding; poly(A) RNA polymerase activity. The transcript is spliced from 8 exons. NCBI's taxonomy places the organism in Eukaryota, Fungi, Ascomycota, Eurotiomycetes, Eurotiales, Aspergillaceae. The record is from RefSeq and is a predicted model, not a curated record. Bases 1 to 1830 code for a protein of 609 amino acids.
AUGGCGGCGACCGGAAGUCGACAGUGGGGCGUGACUCCCCCAAUCUCAACUGUCCUACCGACACAGGAUGAGUUGGCUGCGAAUGACGAUCUCAUCGUGGAGCUGAAGGCGCAGAAUAACUUCGAGCCACCUUCGGACUCCGAGCGGAGAAUCCAAAUGCUCCAACUACUUCAGCGGGUCGCCCUAGAAUUCGUCAAGACUGUUUCUCGGAAGAAGGGACUGUCGCCUGCAGCCGUCGAAGCUUCCGGAGGCAAGAUCUUUACCUUCGGAGGUUACCGACUAGGUGUCUAUGGCCCUGGAUCCGAUAUCGAUACACUUAUCGUCGGCCCGAAGCAUGUAUGCAGCGAGGACUUUUUCGCCGACUUCCCUCCUCUCUUACAACAGAUGGCACCCGAAGGCGUGGUGGAGAAGAUGACUCCAGUUCCGGAUGCCUUUGUCCCAAUCAUCAAGAUGGAGCUUGCCGGAGUCAGCAUCGAUUUGUUGUUUGCUCGUCUUGUGAUUCCUUCAGUGCCGAUGAACCUCGAUCUCAAGAACAAUGAUUACUUGCGAGGCUUGGAUGAAAAGGAGGUUCGAUCGCUGAAUGGAACUCGUGUUGCGGACGAAAUUCUGGAGCUUGUUCCUCAGCAAAAGACCUUCCGCAUUGCCUUGCGUGCAAUCAAACUGUGGGCCCAGCGUCGAGCUAUCUAUGCUAAUAUUGUCGGAUUCCCUGGAGGUAUCGCUUGGGCCAUGCUGGUAGCAAGAGUUUGCCAACUCUACCCGGCCGCCUCGGGGUCAGUCAUCGUGGGCAAGUUCUUCAGAAUUAUGAACAAAUGGGCAUGGCCUCAGCCUGUUCUUUUGAAGCAGAUUGAAGAAGGCCCUCUCCAGAUGAAAGUCUGGAACCCUAAGAUCUACCACGGCGAUAAAUUCCAUCUCAUGCCCAUCAUCACUCCUGCCUAUCCUUCCAUGUGUGCAACUCACAACAUUUCCAUGUCAACCAAGACUGUGAUUCUUCGGGAACUCCAGAGAGGUGGAGAUGUUGUGGACAAGAUCUUCACGAAGCAACUGUCAUGGAGUGAUCUCUUUACCCGCCAUACCUUCUUCACCCAGGACUACAAGUACUAUCUCAGUAUCACGGCUUCAAGCAAGACCAAGGAAGAUGAAGCCGUUUGGUCCGGACUUGUAGAAUCAAAACUGCGCCACCUUGUGGGCGCGCUUGACCGCAAGGCUAUCAUUGCAGUAGCACACCCGUUCCCGAAGGGCUUUGAAAGAAUUCAUAUGAUCACCAAUGCUGAAGAGAUGGAGGCGGUCAAGAACGGAUCAACAAAGUAUCAGGCCAAGGGGACUACGACGGAGACAACCGACGAGACGAAGGACCCGGCUCACGAAGCUGCGGCGCAAAACGGAAUGGAGAACGCAACUGUUGCGCCACCAACAGAGCAGACUGAGCAACCCGAGCAGAAACUCGAGGGUGGCAGUCACACCGUCUACACCACUACCUAUUACAUCGGGUUGGAGUUGAAGCCGUUGGAGCCAGGUACCUCGCGGUCUCUGGAUAUCUCUACGGACUCCCAAAUAUUCAAGUCAACGUGCACAUCCUGGACAGGUUAUAUUCCCGAGAUCCAUGACCUGGCUGUCACUCACGUUCGCAACUUUGACCUGCCCGACGACGUCUUCCAACCCGGCGAAACACGGCCUUCCCGACCAAAGAAGAAGGUGAUCAGAAAGACUGAAUCGACCCGUCAGAAACGCAGACUUGGCGAGAUGCACGACUCUUCGCUGGAUGCCUCCCAAGGAGCCGCUAAGCGCCAGGUCACACCGAACACCAUGUCCAACACUGCAACGCCUGCUUAA